Heterocephalus glaber (naked mole-rat) is the source of this 4372-nucleotide messenger RNA. It is a transcript of the gene Btbd9, whose product is annotated as BTB domain containing 9. Gene Ontology annotation, biological process: circadian behavior; adult locomotory behavior; modulation of chemical synaptic transmission. Gene Ontology annotation, molecular function: protein binding. The record is from RefSeq and is a predicted model, not a curated record. Gene Ontology annotation, cellular component: cytoplasm. Lineage: Eukaryota; Metazoa; Chordata; Mammalia; Rodentia; Bathyergidae.
GGUGAGUCACUAGGGGUGUGUCUUUGGAAGAUAUACCUCUCCCUAGCACUCUUUCUGCUGCUCUGCUUCCUGGCCACUGGAAGUGCACAGAUUUGCUCUGCUACACCCUCCAGCCACAACAUUCCUGUCUUGGAGCCAGGCAACUGGAGACGGAAUCUUUCGAAAUCUUGAUACUAUCAGCGACUGUCACUUUGACAAGAUGAGUAACAGCCACCCUCUUCGCCCCUUUACUGCAGUGGGGGAAAUUGAUCAUGUGCAUAUUUUGUCUGAACAUAUUGGUGCCUUGUUGAUUGGAGAAGAAUAUGGCGAUGUCACGUUUGUUGUGGAGAAGAAACGUUUUCCUGCCCACCGGGUAAUUUUAGCAGCCAGGUGCCAGUAUUUUAGAGCAUUACUGUAUGGUGGAAUGCGAGAGUCUCAGCCUGAAGCAGAAAUCCCUCUCCAGGAUACCACUGCUGAAGCAUUCACAAUGCUUCUCAAAUACAUCUACACUGGGCGGGCAACCCUGACAGAUGAGAAGGAGGAGGUGCUGCUGGACUUUCUGAGUCUGGCUCAUAAAUAUGGAUUUCCAGAGCUGGAGGAUUCUACUUCUGAGUAUCUCUGCACCAUACUUAACAUCCAGAAUGUCUGUAUGACUUUUGAUGUUGCCAGUCUCUACUCACUUCCCAAGUUAACUUGCAUGUGCUGCAUGUUCAUGGACAGAAACGCUCAAGAGGUGCUCUCAAGUGAAGGUUUCCUCUCCCUUUCCAAGACAGCACUUUUAAACAUCGUAUUAAGAGAUUCAUUUGCAGCUCCCGAAAAAGAUAUUUUCUUAGCUUUGUUAAACUGGUGUAAGCACAAUUCAAAGGAAGAUCAUGCUGAAAUCAUGCAGGCUGUGCGUUUACCUCUGAUGAGCCUCACUGAACUUCUGAACGUUGUGAGGCCUUCAGGACUGUUGUCUCCUGAUGCCAUCCUGGAUGCUAUUAAAGUACGAUCAGAGAGCCGAGAUAUGGACCUCAAUUAUAGAGGCAUGCUCAUACCAGAAGAAAACAUUGCAACUAUGAAGUAUGGAGCCCAGGUUGUAAAAGGGGAGCUGAAGUCUGCCCUACUGGACGGUGAUACUCAAAAUUAUGAUUUGGAUCAUGGAUUUUCUCGCCACCCAAUUGAUGAUGAUUGCCGUUCAGGCAUUGAGAUUAAGCUAGGUCAGCCAUCCAUUAUCAAUCACAUACGGAUUCUCCUGUGGGACCGAGACAGCCGAUCUUACUCCUACUUUAUCGAAGUGUCAAUGGAUGAACUUGAUUGGAUCAGAGUGAUAGAUCAUUCACAUUAUCUGUGCCGGUCUUGGCAAAAGUUGUAUUUUCCAGCACGUGUCUGCAGGUAUAUUCGAAUAGUUGGGACUCACAACACAGUGAACAAGAUUUUUCACAUUGUGGCUUUUGAGUGCAUGUUUACAAACAAAAUCUUCACUUUGGAGAAGGGGCUGAUAGUUCCCACAGAGAAUAUUGCAACGAUUGCCGAUUGUGCCAGUGUGAUUGAAGGAGUCAGUCGGAGCCGAAAUGCCUUGCUGAAUGGGGACACCAAGAAUUACGAUUGGGAUUCUGGCUACACAUGUCAUCAGCUAGGAAGUGGUGCAAUUGUGGUUCAACUGGCACAGCCAUACAUGAUUGGGUCAAUACGAUUAUUACUUUGGGACUGUGAUGAUCGAAGCUAUAGCUACUAUGUUGAAGUUUCUACCAACCAGCAGCAGUGGACCAUGGUGGCUGACAGAACAAAAAUCUCCUGCAAGUCCUGGCAGUCGGUGACUUUUGAGAGACAGCCUGCCUCCUUCAUCCGAAUCGUUGGAACACACAAUACAGCGAACGAGGUGUUCCACUGUGUCCACUUUGAGUGUCCGGAGCAGCAGAGCAUUCAGAAGGAUGAAAACAAUGAGGAACUGGGGACAGGGGAUGGCAGCCCAGCCACUCAGCAGAUCGACCCUCACACCCUGCGGGCACCAGGCACCAGCUCGCUGCCCCCCAGCCCGGGCCCCAACGCAUGCUCACCCAACCGGCAGCACCAAUAAAGGAAGCAGUAGAGGGGUCUGUCUUACUUUUCUCGUUGCUGAGACAAAAUACCCAACACUCAAGGUUAACAAACGGAAGGUUUAUUGUAGCUCAGUUUGUAGAGCUUCAGUCCAUAGUUGGCUGGCUCCAUGGCAGAGGGGCACUGCAGAGGAGAAACAGUUCAUGGUGGGCAGAAGGCAGCUAGUGAAGCAGCAAGCGAGGAUCCUAGCCCCCUUUCUGCCCCAUAUAUUCAUUCCAUCCAGGCCACACACCUUUAGUGGGUAGCAGUCACACACCCUUAACCCCAGCAUCACACACCCUAGAUUCAGCCACCUCUGAAAAGCCCCAGCCAUGACCACAUGAGGCUUUGGAGGGACGUCUGGACACAGCCACAGCAGGGUCUGACUUGGUGGCACAGAAAGUGACAGGAAUGUGCCCUCCCUGGCAGGGACUUUUGUGGGUUGCCCUGGCCCCUUUCUGGGAGCAGACCUGGCUACAGAAGUGGACACUGAGCGGGUUUUCUCCCAAGGACAGAGAGAGCCAUGUUGUUCCCAUUUGUCCAAAUCGGGCUGGGAGAAGGUGGCUCUCCGGGCUUCAUCAAGUCCCCCAUUAAACCCUGGCUCUCUAAUCCACCCAGGCAGGGAGCAGAGGGAAGUCUCGGGCUGCCCUGCAGUACAGAAGCGGUACACACCGGAGCGGAAGAGAACGCAUCAGGCCUUUAUUACCUGGAGGUGCCCUGUGGGAAAUGGGUUUCCAUAGUGUUUACUUUUAUGGAACACAUUGCCUGGCAACGGAAUGAUUUUUUUAUUUCUUUUAGUUAUUCUCCAUUUGCUGAAUCAUAGGUGUUCCAGAUCUUUUUGAAGUAGUCCAGCAGCAGAUCACUUGCUCUAAUCCCUUCCGAGACUGUAAUUUCCCUUGCUCAGUGCGGAAUGUUUCUGCAGGCGGUGCAGGCAAGGCAGCUCAUCCUGGCACCUGGUCUGACGGGAAAUCCGAGGAACUUCAAGGAAAUACACAAUGAGUACAUCAAUCUGCAGGCCCUGGAGUCCAUAAUCACACAGAUUGCUGAGUUAUUAACCUGACAUCCGGAAACGCACCCAGCCUGUGCGCUCGGAGGCUGCGGAGCAAACAGCUGUAGGCAGCCGGUAACUACUGUCCAGAGCAGCACGGUCCCCUGUGGCCCCGCGGAGGACGCAGCCCCGCCGCCCUGGGGUCAGGAAGGCGAUGUGCAGGGUGACGGCCCUGGGGCCCGAGACCACAGAGGACAACGCAGCCCUGAGAAACUUGCCUCGGCUCCCCGGAAGGGCUCGGUGACCACUGCAGCUCAAGCGGGCCCUUGUCGCGUACCAGUGACCUCCCGGGGCCUGCGGUUCGGUGCCAGUGAGUCUCCCACAGGGAAGUGGCAGUGCAGCAGCGGGGAGAGGGCCGGGGCGGAAGGGCGGGCAGCAGCUCCGUGAGCUCCCCGAGCGGGGUGACGGCCGCCCGCGGGCUGCUGCCUCUGGGCGCCCGGCCCUGUCGCCAGUUAGCAUGGCGCCCAGGGCCUGGGGACACUGGUGGCUCCACGUCACACCCAAAGGCGCCCCGACCCACAGGUGUGGCUCCCAGCUCAUGGGGCCCCUUGGCGCAGGCACCUUCAGGGGCUCUGUCCGGGCCCCUGCUACCACGUCAGGACUGAUCAGGACCGGGCUGCGCUAACAGCGCCCAGGGUGGGGCUCGCAUCCUGCUGGGCUCGGCUGCCUCCCAGUCCCCAGGGCCCUGGACGCAGGGACCCUUGCUUGGAUGGAGCCCACCUGGGCCCAGGGGCACCACCGAGGGCGCUGCCGGGAUGGGGCCAUGAGAGGCGGGCAGCAGGGGCCGCCGGGAUCGCUGCUGUGCUGCUGGACCAGCGCAGGCCCAGACGUGAACCGAGGAGGAGGAGGACGAGCGCCCUGCCGAGACCGGGCAGCGCCAGGCUAGCGGGAGCCCUGGGGUGGGGGCAGAGCAGAUGGGCAGAGCAGAUGAGGAUCUGUGUCCCCACCCGGCAGCCCGAGGCCAGGGGCGGAGACUGAGGCUGUGGCUUCCCAGGGCAGGGUGGGUCGCUGCGGAGGGGGUGGGGGGGGAGCUGCCUUCCCUCGAUUGCAUUCGGGGACAGUAGGAAGAAACCUGGGGGCGGCACCUGCGGAGCAGAGCAGCGUAACCUCCCACACGCCCGGGCUUCGUGUUUUCUCAGUGGUCUUCUGUUGUUUCCCUGACGCAGUUAGAACGAGUCUGUGGUGGAUGUGGGACUCUUCUCAAUUGCUCUUUAAAUUGUCACUUUUUAAAUCUUAUUAAAUGAAGUGUCGAUUCCUGACAAAUACAUUAAAAGUGUUUUAUUCCUA